GUUUAUUCGAAAGUGGAAUCUCCGGAAAAGCUGACCUUUUAGUGUGCGAAAAAGUUUGUAUCCAGUGAUCAUAGUUACCACAGAAAAGGGGUACAGUGUUUCGGGGACCGAUUGCGAAUGCAGUGUGAGGCAGCGAUAGGAUGAAGAUCUACCUGCUACUUGGAUUACUGCUUGGCGCAAUAUCGGCGCUGUAUGCAGCGACUGAUAAAGUGGUGUGUUACUACGGCAGUUGGGCUACGUAUCGAACUGGAAAUGGAAAAUUUGACGUGGAGAACAUCAAUCCGCAUUUGUGCACGCAUAUAAUUUACACGUUCGUGGGAAUUGAUUCCAGCACAAAUACGGUUAAAAUUUUAGACACCUGGAACGAUAUCAAUUUACAGGGCUACAAGCGGUUUAUCGCGCUAAAGCAAACGAAUCCCAAUGUGAAACUGCUGCUGGCUGUGGGUGGUUGGAAUGAAGGAUCAGCAUCCUAUUCUGCCAUGGCUUCCUCGUCGGUAUCCCGAACUGGGUUCAUCCAGUCGGUGGUUAGUCUUCUGAAAACGUACGGCUUUGAUGGAUUCGACAUUGACUGGGAGUAUCCGACGUUGCGCGGCGGAAGCACCGACGAUCGUGUUAACUAUAUCACGCUGCUGUCGGAAAUGAAAACGCGCUUCAAUAGCGAAGGUUUGCUGCUGUCGAUCGCAGUAGCCGCGACCAAAGAUUAUCACCGAUCGGCUUACAAUGUGCCGGAGAUAAACAAAUACGUGGAUUUUGUGAACCUGAUGGCGUACGACUUGCACGCCUACUGGGAUGCGCAGACAGGUCACAAUGCACCACUGUAUGCUGCCACGUGGGAAACUGAUUCGGUUACCAGCAUGUACAAUGUGGCCGCCUCCAUCCAGGGAUGGCUUGAUGAUGGUCUCUCUGCCAGCAAACUGAUCGUAGGCAUUCCGGUGUACGGUCACACAUUCACUCUAGCUUCGGCAGCGAACACGGGCGUUGGCCAGCGAACGGUAGGCCCUGGAACGGCUGGACCGUACACUUUGGAAGCUGGCACUCUGUCCUACUUGGAGAUUUGCGAACGACUGAAUGCCGGAGGUUACACUAAAGUUUUUGACUCAAUGCAGCAGGUUCCGUACGCAUUCUCCGGCACCCAGUGGAUUUCAUUCGAUGACGUUUCCUCGGUUGCACUUAAAGUGGCCUACGCGAAGAACAAAAACGUUGGCGGGGUGAUGCUUUGGUCUAUCGAGUCAGAUGACUGUAGAAAUAUUUGCGGCGGAGGAGCUUAUCCAAUUGGAACGGCUGUCUACAAUGCAGUUUUUGGAUCCAGUGGAAUUGUAACGACGACUACAGUACAGCCUGUAAGUACGGCAAAAACGACUGCGAUCAGUACACCAGCACCGACUCCGGUAACCACCGCUAAAACUACGACGACCACUGCCAGCAGUGGUCAACUGAUGUGUCCAUCCUCCGGCUACCUACGGGUUCCGAAUGAUUGCAGUUCAUUCUAUCAGUGUAAUCCUGGAUCACCGGUUAACUUGUCGUGGCGCAUUCAAUGUUCUGCUGGAUUGUACUUUGAUCCAAGUAGCAACACUUGCAACUGGGCUAGCCUAGUAACCUGCUAAGCUAUCAUCUCUAUACUAAAAACAGUACUCUCAACAAAAAUUGCUAGACUUAACCUAUUAAAAAUAAAAGUAUUUCUCGUUUGCGAAUA
Molecule: messenger RNA, 1693 nt
Organism: Topomyia yanbarensis
Lineage: Eukaryota; Metazoa; Arthropoda; Insecta; Diptera; Culicidae
Product: chitinase-3-like protein 1
Exons: 5
Coding region: 141-1604 (487 amino acids)
Biological process (GO): carbohydrate metabolic process; chitin catabolic process
Cellular component (GO): extracellular region
Molecular function (GO): chitin binding; chitinase activity
Source: RefSeq, a predicted model, not a curated record